AUGUUUUGUAAUCAUGAAUUUUCUGGAUACGACUCGAUUGAGUUGUAUGUUCUGCUCCAACAACCAAACGAGAGACAGGUCGUUGAUCCCAUCGAAGUAGAACAAGCUGAGGUCGAUGUAAUUGAUGAAGACGAAGAAGAUCCAGAGUUAGCAUUUGAUGACAUGGUGAACGAUGAUUCUGAAGACGAUGUUGAAGGUGUAAUACCUCCAAUUUCAACAUACACACCGCCGUCUCACAUGUCGAACAUUGACAUGGCCGGUGAUGAACCCUCAUCAGACAUAUUCCACAACGUCUGCAUGCAGUCAGAUGCAACUUUAAAAGAGAAAGAUAGUUUUCGUUCGAAGGAUGAGUGCAUGCGAGCAAUAAAAAAGUUCCACAUGUUAAACUUUGUGGAUUUUAAAAUGGACCGAACAAAUGCAGAACGGUACAAAAUCAAAUGUACCAAUACUGAGUGUUUGUUCAAGCUCACUGCUUCAUACAGGUUGAGAAGUGAUUCAUGGGUGAUAGGCAAAAUUUCUCAACCUCACAUUUGCAUCAACUUUUCUCGCUCACAAGAUUAUCGUAAGUUAAGUUACGAUCUGAUAUGUCAAGAAAUCUUACCUCUCAUCAACAAUGAUCCAUCAUUGAAGGUGAGAACAAUAAUUUCUCACAUCAUUAAAGUAUGCAACUAUACGCCCUCGUACAGGAAAGCAUGGUUAGCAAAAACCAAGGCGAUUGAACAAGUAUACGGUAAUUGGGAGGAAUCAUACAAAGAGUUACCCCGCUACUUAAAUGCACUCUGCACUUAUGCGCCUGGUACUGUUUAUGAGAUGGAAACAUUGCCCGCAUAUGACCCAAAUGGUACUCUUGUCAGCGGAAAUGGAAUAUUUCAUCGUCUAUUCUGGGCCUUCCAACCUUGCAUCAGAGGGUUUGCGUUCUGCAAACCUAUUAUUCAAAUAGAUGGAACGUGGUUGUACGGAAAAUACAAAGGCACCCUACUGAUGGCAGUCGCACAAGACGGAAACAACAACGUCUUCCCAAUUGCAUUCUCUCUAGUCGAGGGAGAGACCGGUGGAGGUUGGAGUUUCUUUCUCAAAAAUCUCAGAACACACGUGGCUCCGCAAGCUGGUCUCUGUUUGAUCUCUGAUAGACAUGCUUCUAUUGUGAGUGCAUACAAUAACCCGGCUAAUGGGUAUGCAUUAACUCAACCAUCAUUCAAACAUUACCGUAGAGAGAUCAGACUGUCAAAUCCAGAUGCAGGUACUUGGAUUGAUAAUAUUCCAAUGGAGAAAUGGACUAGGUCACAUGACAAUGGACAUCGAUGGGGACACAUGACAACAAAUCUUGUUGAAUCAAUGAACGAUGUCUUCAAAGGCAUACGACACCUCCCUGGAACCGCUUUGGUAAAAUCAACAUAUUUUAGGAUGGCUUCAUUGUUUGCACAAAGAGGUGAAAGGUGGGACGCUGUGUUACGAGAUGGACAAUUGUGGAGUGAAUGUUGCACAAGAUUUAUCAAGGCAGAAGGCGCGAAGGCCAACACACAUAUGGUUACAAGGUUUGACCGACAUAACCAUAAUUUCAUGGCCAGAGAGACAAUCGACCACGGCGAAGGGCUACCAAGACAAGAGUAUAGGGUUCUACUAGAAGAACGUUGGUGUGAUUGCGGCAAGUUUCAGGCAUUUUGUAUGCCUUGCUCCCAUGUCAUUGCAGCAUGUGCCCAUUCUCACUUAGAUGCAUUAGCACUCCUGUCUCCCAUUUACAAGUCUGAGACCUUGCUCCACGUAUACAACAAUGACUUUGCAGUGGUAGCAAAAGAGGAUUAUUGGCCUGCGUACGAGGGGGAAAUUGUUUGGCACAACGACCAAAUGCGGAGAAAUAAAAAGGGUCGUCCCAAAAGCAAGCGUAUCACAACUGAAAUGGACGAUCUCGAUAAGCUAGAAAGAAAGUGUGGUUUAUGUCGCCAAGUCGGACACAAUAAAAAAAAUUGUCCUAAUCGUGCUAGUGGUUCUUAG
Molecule: messenger RNA, 1992 nt
Organism: Vicia villosa (hairy vetch)
Lineage: Eukaryota; Viridiplantae; Streptophyta; Magnoliopsida; Fabales; Fabaceae
Exons: 2
Coding region: 1-1992 (663 amino acids)
Molecular function (GO): zinc ion binding
Source: RefSeq, a predicted model, not a curated record